This is a messenger RNA of Eufriesea mexicana, 3894 nucleotides long. It is a transcript of the gene THADA, whose product is annotated as Thyroid adenoma-associated protein homolog. Gene Ontology annotation, biological process: tRNA methylation. The record is from RefSeq and is a predicted model, not a curated record. Bases 1 to 3894 code for a protein of 1297 amino acids. Gene Ontology annotation, cellular component: cytosol. NCBI's taxonomy places the organism in Eukaryota, Metazoa, Arthropoda, Insecta, Hymenoptera, Apidae. The transcript is spliced from 12 exons.
AUGUAUUCAUCGGAUGAAAUAAAAAGACAAUUGAAAGAAUUGCUAAUCCUGAAACGUAGCGGUGAAUUAGAUGAGGAGAAACAUCUCGAUUCGAAUAAUGAAUAUUGGCGAAAUUCUGUCACUUAUGAUUGUUUGGAACAUUAUAUUUGUCAUCACGAUGAAGAAAUAAAAUUAAAUACGCUUGCCUUAGUGGUAGAAUCAAAGAAAAGUACUCUGAAAUUUACAUCUAAAGAACUUGAUAUAAUUAUCUUAUUUCUGCGUGUUAAUUUUAAAGAAAAAAUAGAGUUUGUGCCUCUAAUAAAAAAGGCUUUGAGGCGUAUGAAAGACAGCUUAGCUGUGAUGAGGAGACAAUGUAUACAAGAAGAAAAAAUGAGAAAACAUUAUAAACAAAAUUGUAGUUCAUCAGAGAUAGAACAAGAAAUAUUAAACGAAUCUUAUAGAAUAUCCACCAAUUUAGAAAGUGAUAUAAAUGUAUAUUACAAUGUGUUUCAAUCUUUAAGGACUAUGUGCAUAUGUACUAUUGAUGCUACAUAUAAUAAAAGAAAAUGUUCUCUACAAAUUUUGCUUUUAAUGAAAGACAUAUUAGACGAUGAAUUGAAACAAGUUACAUGGAAUGCUAAACAAGUGGAAGCGAUAUUCGAUAUAAUGUUAUUAGAUACAUAUGAGAUAAACAAAGAAAUGGCUUUUAAGUUAAUAAAGUCAGUAGAUACAAGUUUGUUACAAUUAAAUGAUGAAAAUCAUGUUUAUGACAUUAUCAUGGUUGCUAUUGAAUUAGGAAAUAGCAUUAGACCUAUUGAUAGCAUUACAGCUGCAUACAUGUUAAAAGUUUGCUUGUUGUCACCUAUUGUACAAGAUGUUCUUGAAAACAACUUUGGUUUAAAAAUUCAGUCUGAAGAUACAAAAGCAGCACCAUUGUUACAAUUAAUAUUAAUUCUCUUGAAAAUAUUAAAGGAUUCUUUAACACUGGCAAAACAAAAUAUAGUGAAAGCUGUUACUAAACAUUGUUUAUAUGGAUAUCUUUUCUGCAUCAGAAGUUUAUUAUAUGAAUGCAACUUGAAAGAUGUAGAAAAAGAGCAUUUGUGGCAAAAUACUAUAGCUGAAUUAAUAUCUCUAUCUUUCGAAUUCAGUCAUGCUGUUUCUUUGAUAGUAAAUAAUUCUUCACCUGAAGGUCAUUUACCAAUGGAUCUAAAUUUACAAGCUAUUAAUGAAAUAUGUGGUUGUGUGCCUGAUAAACAAAUAGUAACAUCACAAAUGGUACUGCUUUGUUCUUGGCGUACUAUAAGAGAAGUUAGCCUAUUGUUUGGUAUGCUUUCUACUAAGGCACCUAUAUAUGGAGAUAAUCUUUCCUCAGGACUGUUAAAUGAAGAACAAGUUAUCAGAAUAGGAGAACACUUGGUUUCAUUGCUUACUGAAACAAAGCAUAGAGGAGCAUUUGAACAGGCACAUGUAGGUUUUAGUCAAUUGUGUUCUCGUUUAUGGCGACUAAGAAAUACGAAUCUGAAUCAAUUACCUAAAUUGUGGUUACAUCAGAUUUUGAUGGCUAUUAUAGGAAUUAAGCAGAACUCAAAAUUAUGUGCAACCCGAAGAAGUGCAGGUUUACCAUUUAUGAUACAGGCUAUACUAUCUACAGAACCUCGUCAGUACAAAGAUACGAAAACUGCAACAUUCGAGUCGAUGAUGAACAUAUUGUUAGGACUUACACAAUUGGAAUGUGGAAAUCUAUGGGAAAAGGUGCAAAAGUUAAUCUACUCGAACUCUGUAUUUACUCAAUAUAAGAAUUGCUUUACAACAUUAAAGCAUAACAAUGAUUGUCCCAUGAAUGGAAAUAUUGCUCAGAUUACAGAAAUCAAAGCACAUGCGUUAAACAUAUUAAGAGCAAUUUUUCGACACUCUCAACUUGCAGAGGUAGUAAGUAAUUAUGUCGAAGAUGGUUUAAUAGCGGCAUUUAAAAGCUACGAUGCUCCAACAUGGACGGAAAGGAAUGCAGCAGCAAUGCUUUUUAGUGCACUCAUUAUUAGAAUUUUUGGCGUUCAAAGAACGAAAGACCAUAUUAAUCUUACAACAAGCAAUAAAAUGAAUUAUGACGUCUUCUUUCAAAAAUAUCCCAAUCUAUUGCUUUUCAUUAUAAAUGAACUACGAAUGUUUGUAGCAAUGAAUGAUACCCUCAUAAAAGCUAACGUGCAAUCAAUUUUAUUAUUAUUGUCACGAAUGUACAUUUUGGAAUAUAAUAAUGUUCAAUGCGAGAUUGAGGAACUUAGAAUCUUAAUUAUACAAUGUGCAAAAAGUGCUGUAUUUGAAACACGUAAAUUAGCAGCUAGAGCACUUGUUUCUUUGUUAACAAAACAUAUUGCCGAAUGUUUCCUGAUGAAAAUAAUGAGGAAUGUAGUGACUACAAAGACCAGCCAUUCAUACUUAAAUUUGAUACAUGGAUAUAUGUUACAAGUGUAUGAGAUAUUAAAAUAUUUUAGUUGCACAUUUUCCAAGUCACUUGAUAUGGAUUGGGAUAUAUUUUUAAAACACACAACUUGGAUCUUAGUAAAUCUGGAGCAAAAGAAUUCAAAGCCGGCAAGCUUUCUACUAGCAGCAGUUUAUAUAAAUAUUUGCAAUAAAAUGUGCAAAGUGGAUAAAACAUAUCUUAGACGGCACUUUGCAAUUCUACAUAUGGUCACUUCUCAUUUACUACACGAAGAGUUGAAACAUGGGCCAGCACGAGAAUUGUAUAAAUUAUCGGUCAUUAAAUUUAUUCGAUCGAUAGCAGAAGAGACAUCGCUAAUUCAACAUUCUAUAGUAACUGGAAUAUAUCUACAUAAUUUAAGAAGCCCUGAAACCCCAAUUACUAUUUGGUCAACUAUUAUAGAAAUCAUUAAUGAAGUGAAAUAUAAUGAUAUAUCGGAGCAAUUACUAAAUUAUGCUUUUAAUGAAAUUCGUAAUUCAAUACGAUAUUUCCAUAAAUACAGCCCAGAGCUGCAAGAUGCAAUGUUCGAUUUUCUCUAUAAUAGUUUAAUGUACGUUAACCAAAUUGAAUCAGCUGAUUUUAUGAGAAACGAUAUUUGUGAAUUUGUACUGAAUGAAAUACGUCUAAAAGAUAAUAAAAGUGGUUAUUACGAAAGAGAUUGUUACUUGAGAUUAUUAGGGAAAUCGUAUGUAACAUUAGCUCUUUCGAACAAGAAUGAAGAAGCAAUUAAUUUGGAAUGUACAAACAAUGUGUACAACAAUGUCUGUGAUAAUUUAUGGAUCAUGAGUUUAGAUGAAGAUUUUAGGAAGUCUGUGUUUUCAAUACUACAGGAUCUUUUCCUAGCGUGUUAUAAACGAGUGGAGUAUCGAUAUGCACAAGUUCAAUGGUGGACAACAGUACUGCAGUUACUGUUGGACAAUAAUUCUGAAACACGACGUCAGGCCUGUUUGUUAAUCGAUCAUGUACCUGUACAUUGUACAAUGACCAAUAAUUAUUCGUAUCCGAAUUUACUACUCUCGAAAUUUUUUUAUUGCAACAUAAAUAAUAAACAUGCCGAGUUUUUAUGUAUUGUAUUUUUUUAUUGGGGCAUCGCGUUGUUAGAUGACACAGAUUAUGAAAUGGAUGAUACAGAUGUGUUCAAUAAAUGCACGAAUUACGAUUUCUUUGAACCUGUGGAGGUAUCAAGAAUUUGUGCAGAAUUUUUAAUAGACAAUAUGAAAUGUUAUAUGGAUAUUUCGCUGUCAGAUGACAGUAUAGAUUGGAUCAAUUCACUUUUAAAUGUCGAAUUCGAAAAAUCUAUUACGUUUAGGACGCUCGUAAAAACUUACGAAAAUUAUAUUCCUACCCUUGAAAAUAAAUUGCGCGAUAUUUUAAACCCGACGUAUAAAAAUAAAUUAUUACAAAUUUUGGCAUAUGAACAAUUUAAAAGAGUACUAUAA